Molecule: messenger RNA, 585 nt
Organism: Aspergillus melleus
Lineage: Eukaryota; Fungi; Ascomycota; Eurotiomycetes; Eurotiales; Aspergillaceae
Exons: 2
Coding region: 1-585 (194 amino acids)
Source: RefSeq, a predicted model, not a curated record
AUGGUCUUGCUGUACCUCAACUACGAAGAGCUCUGUACGAACCAUGACAGAUACUGGCCUGCUCUUAAAAAGAAGCGUCCCAGUUCCCACGUCAUUACCUGCACCCUGCAAGCAUAUCACGAUGAUCCUCGCAAAUCAAAAUCAGAGAAAUCUCGUCGUGAUCAGAUUUCAGCCAGUUAUGUGAAUCGCGGUAGGUUGUGGUGGAUACUUGCAGGGACACUGGGAGUUGGUAUCAUGUUAGUCGGGGGUGAGCUAAUGAAACCCAUCAAAAAUGAUUCGUUCAAUGAGGAUAAAAUCAAUGCCCUCGUCACUUUAGUCUUGAACACUCACCCAGGCACUAUUUGCACCUUCCAUGAGUUGGAGCCUGUGGUCAAAUCUCUGAUGUUUGGACAGGUCACAGAAGGUCUCCGUCAGGCCAUCCUGAACGAUGAGAUUGGCAUCUUCGGGAGACAGAGGAUGGCACAUACCCAAGCCGAGAAUGCGGCAGCGAUAGCGCGCCAGCGGACUGAGAACCCUUGGACAAAUGUCGAUGCCAAACAUAUUGCGAUGGAGAAUAUGGCUAUAUUCCUCACUAACGUGCUGUAA